AUGCUGGUUCCAUUACCGGCGCUGGCACUGGCUGCCGCCAGCAUCCUGUCGACAUCGGGGCUGGUCGCAGGCCUCGACAUACCCGCCGACACCCCCGUCUCGUCCUUGCUCUCCUCGGCCCAAGCCCACCUGAUCCGGGGCGAGAUGAGCGAUGCCCUCGCCUACUACGACGCCGCCGUGGCCCGAGACCCCCGCGACUACCUCACCUACUUCAAGCGCGCGACCACCUACCUAUCGCUCGGCCGCACCUCGCAGGCCUCGGACGACUUCAACAAGGUCCUGGCCCUGAAGCCCGGCUUCGAGGGCGCCCACGUGCAGCUGGCCAAGAUCAGGGCGAGGAGCGCCGACUGGGCAGGCGCCAAGGAGCAGUACGCACUCGCCAAGAAGACCCAGGGGACGCCCGACUUUGACAAGUUGGUCGAGGCCCAGGGCGCUGCCGCGCUCGCCGAGGACGCCGCCAGCAGCGGGAGCUGGGACGAAUGCAUCGCCCAGGCCGGCGAGGCCAUCCUCACGGCCAACCGGGCCCCGGCCCUGCGAGAGCUGCGCGCGAGGUGUCGCUUCGCCAAGGGCGAGGUCGAGGAAGGCAUGGGCGAUCUGCACCACAUCCUCCAGAUGAACCCCGGCGACACCACCCCCCACGUCACCAUAUCCGCCACCACGUUCUACGGCCUGGGCGACACGGAGCAGGGCCUGGGCCAGAUCCGCAAGUGUCUGCAGUCCGACCCUGACUCCAAGGUCUGCAGGAAGGUCAUGAAGCAGGAAAAGAGCAUCGAAAAGACUCUCGGCAGGGUCGCCAAGGCGUUUGAGAAGAGCCAGUACAUGUCUGCCGUCAAGCUGCUGGUCGCGUCCGGCGACGACAAGGGUCUGAUCGACGACGUCAGGGACCAGGUCGGCGAGCUCCAGAAGGACGGGCUCAUGCCCGAGAAGACGCCCACGCUCCUCCUCAACAGGAUUGUCGAACUGGCUUGCCAGGCCUACUACGAGUCCAACGGCAAGAAGGCGAGCACCUACUGCGCCGAGUCCCUCCAGAUGGACGAGGAUUCCUUCUACGGCCUGCUCUACCGGGCCAAGACACAGCUGGACGCCGAGGACUUUGAGCCCUGCAUCAACACCCUGAACAGGGCCGCCGAGGUCAAGCCGGACAAGAAGAAUAUUGUGAACCCGCUGCUGCAGAAGGCGCAGGUCGCGCUCAAGCGCAGCAAGACCAAGGACUACUACAAGGUGCUGGGAGUGGCCAACGACGCAGACGAGAGGCAGAUCAAGUCGGCAUACCGCAAGCUAUCGAAGCAGUUCCACCCCGACAAGGCCGUCAGGCAGGGAAUCACCAAGGAGGAGGCAGAGAAGAAGAUGGGUCAAAUCAACGAGGCGUACGAAGUGCUGAGCGACCCCGAGCUCAGGGCCAGGUUCGACAGGGGCGAUGAUCCCAACUCCCACGAGCAGCAGGGCAACCCUUUCCAACAAGGCGGGCCAUUUGGAGGGGGCUCGCCCUUCAUGUUCCAGCAGGGUGGCGGCGGCCAGCAGUUCCAGUUCAAAUUCGGCUCAGGGGGCGGCGGCGGCGGUUUCCCAGGCGGCUUCCCCUUUGGUUAA
Neoarthrinium moseri is the source of this 1587-nucleotide messenger RNA. RefSeq lists its product as uncharacterized. Lineage: Eukaryota; Fungi; Ascomycota; Sordariomycetes; Amphisphaeriales; Apiosporaceae. Gene Ontology annotation, cellular component: endoplasmic reticulum. Gene Ontology annotation, biological process: protein folding in endoplasmic reticulum. The coding region runs from base 1 to 1587 and encodes 528 amino acids. The record is from RefSeq and is a predicted model, not a curated record. The transcript has a single exon. Gene Ontology annotation, molecular function: protein-folding chaperone binding; misfolded protein binding.